Molecule: messenger RNA, 1459 nt
Organism: Ceratitis capitata (Mediterranean fruit fly)
Lineage: Eukaryota; Metazoa; Arthropoda; Insecta; Diptera; Tephritidae
Product: endochitinase A
Exons: 3
Coding region: 64-1371 (435 amino acids)
Source: RefSeq, a predicted model, not a curated record
AAAAAAAUCUUUAAAAGCGCAAGCAUUUCAUGGCAACGCUUAUAAUCGAAAAUAUUUACGAAGAUGAAAGUGACAUCAGCCUUGUUCGCCGCGUGCUUAGUGCUGCUCUGCUCGAGUGGCACCUCAUUUUCGCCAAGAAGAUCUCAUCGGCCCAACAGUCCUAAACCAGUCGCCGACGUCGAUCGCUUUAUACCACCCGCAGCAGCUGAUUUAUUUGACGCCAUUUUUAACCCUAACCCUCAGAAGUCAAGGUCACAUUCUAGACCAGAUGAGUCAAACCAAUUUGUGGGGCCACAAUUUUGUGUCGAUCUGCACAAUUUCAUUUACCACAAUACCGUUUACAGUGCUGGCAGGGAUAUACGCAAUUCGAUCAGAAUUAGUGAUUCCGCUGUGAGACGUUAUCUUCGAGAAAAUGAUGAAGAAUUAGAACAACAGUUCGUGGCUAAUAUCGAUCAAUGUGGCGCAAUACCAACACCAUCAUCCCAGCAGCGAUUCAGCUGUUAUACAGAUGUGAUUGUUGGCGUGUUUACCGAUAUUAAUGCAGCGACGCGUAGACCUCUGUUUAUUAACAAAAACGUAAUACGUUAUCGCUUGGAAGGUCUUUCUUGGAGUUUAUAUGGUGAGUCUAUCAAAUUGGAGAAAUGCUUGUCCCAUAUCCCACGCGAUCCAACUCCACCACCAAAACGCCCUCCUCCUCCUCCACCGCCAAGGACUACAACACCUGCAGACGACACCACUACUAAGAGCACAGAUGAAACUACAAAUGAAACUACAGAUGAAACUACAGAUGAAACUACAAAUGAAACUACAGAUGAAACUACAAAUGAAACUACAGCUGAAACUACAGAUGAAAGCACUGUUGAAACCACUGCUGAAACCACUGCUGAAACCACUGCUGAAAGCACUGCUGAGACCACAGCUGAAACCGUUGAGCCAGAGUCAUCAUCUGCUGUGCCAGAGUCAUCAUCUGCUGUACCAACUGAAACAACUAUUGCCCCUGAAACUUCAACUGCUGAGACCACAGCUGAAACCGUUGUGCCAGAGUCAUCAUCUGCUGUGCCAGAGUCAUCAUCUGCUGUGCCAGAGUCAUCAUCUGCUGUGCCAACUGAAACAACUAUUGCCCCUGAAACUUCAACUAUAGAGACGACAGCAUCGGAGUCUACAGGGUCAGAGGCUUCUUCAGACGUAACUUCGGGGCUUGAAUCAACAACACUUGCACCCUCAAACUCUACCACUGCUGCACCUACUUCACCAACGGCUGAUAUAGUGCAGAGUUCUGGAGAUGAGGAAACAAUCGAAACUGUUGAAACAGCAGAAACAGUAGAAACAGUUGAGAGUGUCGAAAAUUCCGAAAACUCAUCAAGCGACUGACGAGUUGUUUUCAAUAACUUUAAUGAUAUUAUAUUAUAUUAAAUAAAUGCAUUUAUAUAACAAAAAAAGAAUAAAUUUUUUCCAAGAA